This is a messenger RNA of Trichomycterus rosablanca, 589 nucleotides long. RefSeq names its product hairy-related 3 (gene hes3). Gene Ontology annotation, molecular function: protein dimerization activity; DNA-binding transcription factor activity, RNA polymerase II-specific; RNA polymerase II cis-regulatory region sequence-specific DNA binding. The coding region runs from base 1 to 549 and encodes 182 amino acids. Gene Ontology annotation, biological process: regulation of neurogenesis; regulation of transcription by RNA polymerase II; anterior/posterior pattern specification. The transcript is spliced from 3 exons. Gene Ontology annotation, cellular component: nucleus. Lineage: Eukaryota; Metazoa; Chordata; Actinopteri; Siluriformes; Trichomycteridae. The record is from RefSeq and is a predicted model, not a curated record.
AUGGAGAAAAAGAGAAGAGCACGUAUCAACACCUGCUUGGAUCAGUUGAAAACCUUACUGGAAGGCUUCUACUCCAACAAUAUUCGAAAGCGAAAAUUUGAGAAGGCUGAUAUUUUGGAGCUCACUGUAAAACACCUGAUGAAUCUGCAGAACAUCCAGAAAGGAAUUCCUCCCAACACUGCUAAUGCUGAAUAUGAAGCAGGCUUUAGGUCUUGCCUCUACGGGGCAAACCAGUUUCUCCUCAUAAACAGCAGAAGUCAAACCUGCAGAUCUAACACGCAUGCGCAGCUCUCUCACGGACUCCUGAGUCUCAACACACGACUACAGAGUUUCAGCACCGCGGACAGCGAGGCCUCCUCAGCUCGCCCAGUUACUUCAUCCACACUUCCAGUUCCAGUUUCUCAAAAAGCACAAAGGAACCAGACUGAACAGUGUAUUAAAGACAAGGCUUUAGGACAUGGACACUUUGAACAACACAAACACGUUCCUGUUAUAGGAAGCUGUGUAGCUCUUACAGGCCUGCAACAGAAUUACUGGCGGCCUUGGUAGAAUGAGCACAUGUUAAAGUAUAUAGAGGUUAUUCCCAAAC